Messenger RNA from Symsagittifera roscoffensis, 1619 nucleotides. RefSeq names its product microtubule-associated protein RP/EB family member 1-like. NCBI's taxonomy places the organism in Eukaryota, Metazoa, Xenacoelomorpha, Acoela, Convolutidae. Gene Ontology annotation, molecular function: microtubule plus-end binding. The transcript is spliced from 6 exons. The coding region runs from base 165 to 1277 and encodes 370 amino acids. Gene Ontology annotation, biological process: regulation of microtubule polymerization or depolymerization; protein localization to microtubule; spindle assembly. The record is from RefSeq and is a predicted model, not a curated record. Gene Ontology annotation, cellular component: microtubule organizing center; spindle midzone; microtubule plus-end.
GUGACAUUUUUUCAUCCCUGUUCUGGAAUAAACAAACUGUGCAAGCUAGCAGAGCGUAGCUUCAAUUCGCAUUUUCAAUCAGAAUUUUGAGAUGUUCCACAGGUUGAUCGAUUUGCAUUAACUUCUGAUUACUUGAUUCUGUUGAUAAUUUAUUAAAUAGUAGAAUGGCAUUGCUUUUGGGCAAUUUAAAGCUUAAAAUGUAUUACGAGACGGUCAUUUUUAAAUUGGCAACCGGUGUUGUUAUUGUGAUGGCGGUGUCAGCGUUCAAGGUUUUGAGGUCCAAAUGGGUUCACUUGCAAGCACAGCGUGAUGCAAACUUAAGCGAAGGAGAACAAGACGAACAGAACACAUUAUCUGAAUCGACCAACUCACAGUCGCAGUCGGCUUUAAUGCGACUCGUCAUGUCGUCAGUGGCCGGAAGUAAGAAGGCACCGGUGGGUCAGGCGGUGAAUGUGAUUGUGACACCUGCCGCUGCUGCUAAACUGAGCACACACGAGCUGGUCCAAUGGGUGAACGAUACUCUUCAGACAGAUACUGUGUUCAAAAUACAAGAUCUGGGAUCUGGUGAGUGCUACUGUUUGCUGAUGAACCAGCUCUUCUUCCCCAGAGAGCCAGUGCUGUGGAAGAAGAUGCGCUUCAACUCCAAGGCAGAGACAGACCUCAUCACAAAUUGGCGGGCUCUCCAAGGCGGACUGAAAACUGUAGGCAUAGACAAGGAGAUUCCGAUCGGACGUCUAAUCGCGAAGAAGCCUGGCGACAACGUCGAGUUCGCCCAGUGGUUCCACAAAUUCUACAUGGCCAAUAUUUCCAAAGGACGACCCCAUCCCCACCCUGAUUUCGACCCAGUGGAGGAGAGGCGGAAAAGAGGAAUUGAACUGCAGUUGUCGGAGAGUGCAGCCGUGAAGCCAAAAGUGUCUUCCAGUCGAAUAACAAAGCCGAAGUCCAGCGUGCAGGCUAAACGACCCCAAUCUAAGACGCCAGCCACGCUGAAUGUUCCAGAAUCAGAAAACGUGCAACCUGAAACUGGAACUACCGACGCAGACCACCAGGUGAAGAACCUAAAAGAGACAAUAACCUUUUUGGAGAAAGAGCGAGACUUCUAUUUCGGGAAGUUGCGAGACAUCGAGAUUCUAUGCCAAGAUCAGCCGUUCGGAAACGCUUUGCCGAUAACAGAAGUGAUCAAUAUUUUAUAUUCUACCGAGGAGGGAUUUGCGUCUCCUGACACAGAGAGCGAGUGUUCGAGUCCCAGUGGGGCAUCUGUUUCAAUUUCAAACUGAGAAUUCUUAUCAGAAAUUAUCGAAAAAGGGCAUGUUGAUUUUACAAAGCAGGGCUCUUCGCAGGAGACUUCCGAAUUGGUUAAUUAAUUAGUAUUUGGAAUUUCUAUUUCUGGAGUUCAUUCAUCUCUUUCAUCGUAUUUCUGUUAGACUGAUAAAUUGGAUAAUGGAACUAGUUUGAUGUAGCUAUUCUAGAUUGGAAUAGCUGCUUUUCAACGCAAUAAAGUGCUGUUUUAUCACUUCAACAAACUACAUGGUUGCAAUAUUAGCUUUUUGAAAGUUUAAUUAAUUAAAAUCCGUGAUUUAAAAAAGAUUGAAACAGCAGACAGAAUUCAGGCGAAGAUA